AUGUCCUUCCCCCAGCUGGGCUACCCGCAGUAUCUGAGCGCUAGCCCGGCGGUCUACGGAGGCGACCGUCCGGGGGUCCUGGCUGCUGCCGCUGCCGCCGCUGCCGCCGCCUCCUCGGGUCGCCCCGGGGCUACCGAGCUGGCCAGCGGCUCGCCCGCCGUCGCCUCCGUCCUGGGCAUGUAUGCCACUCCCUACAGCGCGCCCAACUACAGCGCCUUCCUGCCUUACACCGCCGACCUCGGCCUCUUCUCCCAGAUGGGGUCCCAGUAUGAAUUAAAGGACAACCCCGGGGUCCAUCCGGCGACUUUCGCCGCCCACACCGCCCCUGGCUAUUACCCCUACGGCCAGUUCCAGUACGGGGAUCCGGGACGGCCCAAGAACGCCACCCGGGAGAGUACCAGCACCCUGAAGGCCUGGCUGAACGAGCACCGCAAGAACCCCUACCCCACCAAGGGCGAGAAGAUCAUGCUGGCCAUCAUCACCAAGAUGACCCUCACCCAGGUGUCCACCUGGUUCGCCAACGCCCGGCGCCGGCUGAAGAAGGAGAACAAGGUGACCUGGGGGGCCCGGAGCAAGGACCAGGAGGACGGCCACCUCUUCGGCAGCGACAACGAAGGGGACCCCGAGAAGGCCGAGGACGACGAGGAGAUCGACCUGGAGAGCAUCGACAUCGACAAGAUCGACGAGAACGACGGCGAGCAGAGCAACGAAGAGGAGGAGGACAAGGCUGAGGCUCUGAGGCCUAGUCAGGAGCAGAGCCCGGAUCCGGACCAGGGCCUGGCGGCUCUCCCCGAGGGCCUGAAGCCCAAGGAGCCUCUCGCCCUGGACGGCAGUAACACACGCAUCCUCAGCCCCGGUGCCCAGGGUGGCUUGCCAGGGGCUCCCCAUGGCAAGCCCAAGAUCUGGUCCCUGGCUGAGACAGCCACCAGCCCGGACGGCCUCCUCAAGUCAUCACCUCCUCCUCCUCCACCUCCUCCUCCUCCACCUCCGGCUGCCCCCAGCCAGGUGGCUCACUCGCCCUCCCAACUGCAGCAUCCUGCUUUCUUGCCCAGCCACGGACUCUACACGUGCCAGAUCGGCAAGUUUCACAACUGGACAAACGGAGCCUUCCUCACCCAGAGUUCCCUGUUGAACGUCAGGUCCUUUCUGGGAGUAAACCACCACCACCAUCAUCACCAUCAUCACCCCCAGCUGCAGCAGCAGCCUCCGGUGCUCACGGCCACCCUGGGGGGGCUCAGUGGUGACAAAUCCUCCGAGAGGACCAGCCCCAAACACACAGAAAGAGAAAACGUAGCCAGGACCGACACUCCUCCCCAGCAGCUCAAAUCGCCUUUUCAGCCCGUCCGUGACAACUCUUUGGCUCAGCAAGAGGGAACACCGCGAAUUUUAGCUGCUCUCCCUUCCGCUUGAUUAUUUUUUGAGGGGUGGGUGGGAGGGGUGGAUUGGGACAGGGGGCGGAAUAAAAAAAAAUUUCAGAGACUGGUAUUAAAGGACAAAAUACGGAAAUGAUAUAAACUAUUCCCAUCCAUCUCCUUUUGCAAUAAGGUGCAAAGACAUCAAUGCGAUUUUCCAUACCGUAGUUGGAACUCCUUUGUACCAUUUCAGAUCGUGUUAUUCUAACCAUCCUUGGAUUAUUUGUUUGGUAAAUGUUGCCCAUGUGUUUGUGUUUUUUCUGUAUAUAGAGUGAUUUCAGAUUGUAAAUAGCGCGUCAGCAAAACUUGUCUAAAUCAUAUAUUUUUGUCUAAUAAACUAAAUGAAAUUAUGAA
Messenger RNA from Tachyglossus aculeatus (Australian echidna), 1766 nucleotides. RefSeq names its product iroquois homeobox 1 (gene IRX1). The record is from RefSeq and is a predicted model, not a curated record. Gene Ontology annotation, molecular function: DNA-binding transcription factor activity, RNA polymerase II-specific; RNA polymerase II cis-regulatory region sequence-specific DNA binding. Gene Ontology annotation, biological process: neuron differentiation; cell development; regulation of transcription by RNA polymerase II. Gene Ontology annotation, cellular component: nucleus. NCBI's taxonomy places the organism in Eukaryota, Metazoa, Chordata, Mammalia, Monotremata, Tachyglossidae. Bases 1 to 1410 code for a protein of 469 amino acids. The transcript has 4 exons.